AUGAGUGAGCGACUGGUGGCGAAAUCUUGGUUUGCAAAGCUGAGCCACAUUGGCAAAGUAGGGGGGCCCAACACAAACUCCCUCCACAAAAGCCGCCUCCAACCAAUUGUCCCACAGGAAGACACGGAGCUCCGGGGCGACCUCCAUCUCGUUAUCGCCGGUGAUGCCGUCCGCAACCGCAUACGUGGCAGCGGGCUUUGUGAGAAAGUCGGAACAGAGUAUAAAGGCGACGCCGUCGAGGGAACUGCCGCUCAAGCGCUCUCCAAGAGCCUUGAGGAUAUUCACGUUGCAGGGGCAUGGGGGAGGAAGAAGGUGGUUGCUGCCGCAUGUGGGAAGAUAGGUGCAUCCACCUUCCCUAUCAACAGUUGGAAGUCCAUCAGUCGUGAUAGUUUUGCACAAGGGUCAAGCCUCGAUGCCUGA
This is a messenger RNA of Striga asiatica, 420 nucleotides long. Lineage: Eukaryota; Viridiplantae; Streptophyta; Magnoliopsida; Lamiales; Orobanchaceae. The record is from the annotation of a GenBank genome assembly.